This is a messenger RNA of Dissoconium aciculare CBS 342.82, 654 nucleotides long. RefSeq lists its product as uncharacterized. The transcript has 2 exons. The record is from RefSeq and is a predicted model, not a curated record. The coding region runs from base 1 to 411 and encodes 136 amino acids. NCBI's taxonomy places the organism in Eukaryota, Fungi, Ascomycota, Dothideomycetes, Mycosphaerellales, Dissoconiaceae.
AUGAAGUUCACCACCUGCGUCAUCCUCCUCACUACGGCCUUUAGCGCCAGUGUUUCUGCUAUCGGUUGCUACAAUCUCCGCGGACAACAGAUCAAAGCAAGCGAUUUGAUCUACAACUCCGACCGGGCUUGCAAGGGCUACGACGGCAAGCGGGGCGCCUUCCAAGGUACCUUCGGACCGGGCGAGACGAAGUCAGUCUGUGUGAAUAUUGGCGACGACCGUGUCGACAUGCAGGUGCAGAAUCAGAACCGCGGCGCGUCCUUCGACCUGAAUGACAACGACUGUGCCAAAGAGUUGGCCAGCGUCGUGACCAGAUGCCAGGGUUCGGUUGCCGCUGGCGACUCUGUUGGUGGGGAGUUUCAAAACGCCGGAUGGUGGUUCAGGGUGGACCCCAACAACGGCAACUGCUAGAGGGCAGCGACUGGUUGGACUCUCAUGUUCAGGGUGUGGCUGUGACGACCACGACAAGUCUUCCGAGAAGAAUAAGAGACAUAACUGGGCACUGCAGUCAGUCUCUCUUUCUCCCCCUAAGUUUUACAUACAUGGAGGUAGGGAGCGAGGACUGAUCUGAGUCUGGGAUACAGUGUAAACGGUCAUUGCAACCAUCAACAAACAGAAAUAAAAUCCAUUAUCAUCAGAACAGUGUAUGUCGAC